Molecule: messenger RNA, 1152 nt
Organism: Nothobranchius furzeri (turquoise killifish)
Lineage: Eukaryota; Metazoa; Chordata; Actinopteri; Cyprinodontiformes; Nothobranchiidae
Gene: gpx8
Product: glutathione peroxidase 8 (putative)
Biological process (GO): response to oxidative stress
Molecular function (GO): glutathione peroxidase activity
Source: RefSeq, a predicted model, not a curated record
AGAUGGCCGUCUGUGGAGCCGCUGGCAAACCAUUCGUUUCCCGGAGACCACUGCAGGCUGCACACCCCCUCCUCCUGCCUGGCCGCCCCUACGACAGGAGCAGCAGCCCGAGGGUCAAGAAGUUCCUGAAUGUUUUUUUUUCCUCCAAGAUGGAGGCGCUAGGGGGAUAUCCCACCAAGUCCUCCAACCCCAGAGCCAGAUGGUUCAGGGUCCUGCUGAGCAUGACAGUAGGAGUCGGGUGUUUGUUCCUCCUGCAGACCCAGCUGAUAAAACCCAGAAAACCAAAGGACUUUUAUUCUUUUGAGGCGAGAGACGCGAAGGGGAGGACGGUUUCCUUGGAGAAGUACCGAGGAAAAGCAUCUUUGGUUGUAAACGUGGCGAGUCACUGCCAGCACACGGAGGCGAACUACAAGUCUCUGCAGGAGCUGCACCGGGAGCUGGGCACGUCUCACUUUAACGUUCUGGCCUUCCCCUGUGGACAGUUUGGGGACACCGAACUCGGACUCAGCAGGGACAUCGAGGCGUUCGCCAAGUCCACCUACGGAGUCACCUUCCCCUUCUUCAGCAAGAUCAGAAUCCUGGGCUCAGAGGCCGAUCCUGCCUUCAGGUUCCUCACAGAUUCUGUGCAAAAAAUACCAAAGUGGAACUUCUGGAAGUUUCUGGUGAAUCCUGAAGGAAAAGUGAUCCGAUUCUGGAAAACAGAUGAGCCCAUGGCGAGCAUCCGACAGGAGGUCACCGCUCUGGUGCGGGAAAUCAUCAUAAAGAAACGGGGGGAGCUAUGAUGGAUACAUAACUGGACCUUUUGCCACUUUAUAAAUGGUUUUCCUGCUUUUAUGGGCAGGAAAUAAAAGAAGCGUGAUCUGUGAGUGUGAUUUGGAGGUGUGUCGCUCCAGAAACACGCAGGAUCAUCUCCGUGAGAGUCGGGUGAGGGUGAUCAGAGGGUGUUUGUUAGAUUUGUACAUGCAACUUCUGCAGCUGAACGUUUAGCAUUUGAAGUGUUCCAUUUUUACAAAUGCCAUGUUUACUUUUUCUAAGUGUCUUUCUGAAGUUUACAACCUCUUUUUUUAAGCUGAAGCAACACUUUUCUCUCCCUGUUGACUGAUUUGAGCCCAGACUUUCAUCCAUUCAACAAUAAAAGAGUAUACCUAAAAA